AAAUAAAAAGCGAACCCCCUUACCACUGGGAACCAGAAACAUUGCUGAAAGUUAGCCAAUUAUACCUGGAAGGAUGGCCGCUCGAAUGACAAUCAUGUUGCCGCUGGCCGUGGCUUUGAUCUGUCUGCUGCAGACGGAACCCGGAAUGGCGGCACAUAGCCACAUCAGGAAAGUUCUGCAGCUGUUCCGCAGCAUCGAGCUGGACGAUUCGAAGAAGAGCUUCUACCUGACCGCGGCCAAGUACGGCAUUCAGACGCAGCUGCGGGAACCGCUCGUCCGAUUCGCUGGAGGCUUUGCACCGUCCACUAGGCUAUCCGAAGCAUGCGUGAAGAAUGCGAUAGCCCGUAUAUACGAAAUUGAGGGAGAGUUUUAUGCUAAGUUCAGCUACGCGUGUGAAAACCACGAUCCAUACUCAGUCGAAUGCCUGGAGGAAGCACAGGAUGACUACCUCACCAAGCUGGUGGAGCUGUUCAAGGAAACCAAGAAAUGUUUGCGGGAAUAAGAGGGCGAAAGUGAAAAGCGUAAGAGAAGAGAAAGAAUGGCGAAGAAAGUAUCCACAAACGGAGUCAUGAUGGAAUUGUGGCUCGAAAACUAUGAUUUCUGAGAAGAACAGGAUGGCUUUCAAACAAACAAUAAUCCGAUGCAUUAAUCGAAUAGCGAUGGAUUACAUUUUUUACUUUACUUGCAUGUCAGAAAAGUCCUGAAGGUAUUGUCUGUUCCGUUCCUGAGAAUAAUGCACAAGAACACUUUUCCAAUGAGCUUCACAUUUCAUGAUGAGCUGAUUCUUAGUACCGCCCAGUAGAGACAGACAACCGACUUGUUGAUGAGCGAUUGGAUCAAUAUUGAGAUGAGUUCAUCAUCGUCCGACUCCGAGUUUGUUCAGAUGGCAUGCAAUCCCAUGCAACCUGGGGAAAGUAAUUGCAUCUAGUCGUGGUUUCUGUUUGCAUUCACAGUGUUACACAGGUGAGCAAUGACUCGGUCCCUCGAUGUGUGUGUGUGCUCCAGACGUGCUUUUAAAGAAAACGCUCGAUGGAAAAACAGUAUAAAAGUUGUAAUUGAAUCGUA
Messenger RNA from Anopheles darlingi, 1065 nucleotides. RefSeq lists its product as uncharacterized. Bases 74 to 502 code for a protein of 142 amino acids. The transcript has 3 exons. Lineage: Eukaryota; Metazoa; Arthropoda; Insecta; Diptera; Culicidae. The record is from RefSeq and is a predicted model, not a curated record.